This is a messenger RNA of Arachis stenosperma, 1882 nucleotides long. RefSeq lists its product as uncharacterized. The record is from RefSeq and is a predicted model, not a curated record. Bases 297 to 1283 code for a protein of 328 amino acids. NCBI's taxonomy places the organism in Eukaryota, Viridiplantae, Streptophyta, Magnoliopsida, Fabales, Fabaceae. The transcript is spliced from 2 exons. Gene Ontology annotation, cellular component: chloroplast.
UCUCCUUAUCUUCCUCCAAACCUUUUUCUACUAAUGACAAUUUGAGAAGAGCGAACCAAGAUUAGUCCCUUGCUUUAAUCUUAUCAUCAUUUCGUUCCCCUCAAAGCUUAAAACUUUUGCAAUUUCACUUGCACACUGGUAGUAAAUAGUGAGUGUUAGUUACUAUUAAGCAUUAACCCAGAAAAGAGAAAACUCACAGAAUGUGAUGAUCAAGUUUCUGCUCUAGUUCUAGUGUUGUUCUUUCUCCUAUCUCAUAUAAACAAUAAAACCCUUCAUCAUCUUUGUAUCGGUCUUCAAUGGCUGCCUCAGCUUUGGCACUAGCAUCAUCUACCUCCCCAUUAUGUUUAAGAAAGCCCUAUCAAAGGAUUUCACUUUACAAUGCCCGUUCCUUCAUCUUACAUGGAAAACAAUUCCUUCCUCACACUCGUACUAACCUUGAACCUUCUUUUCAUGUUAGAACCCCUCUUGCGGCUGUUCCUUCUUCCUUGCUCCAAAGGGGUGGUUGUGCUUUUUCUUCGGAGGAAGAUGAUGAUGGGGAUGAUACCAAUGAUAAAAUUGAAAAGUUUCUGCAUUUUGAGGAUAAGCCAAUGAAAUUCGCUUUGCUGGUUCUGUUUUGGGCUUCUGCCUCACUGGCUUGGUUUUCUUUUUCAAAAGAUGCUAAUGCUGCUGUUGCUGCUGCUUCUGACUCCAUUAAAGCUUCUGGCUUUGGGUUAAAGGUUGCAAAUUGGUUGAGGAAAUUGGGUUUGCCUGAUGGGGUUGUUGUGUUCACACUUGCCACUCUUCCUGUUCUUGAGCUUCGUGGGGCUAUUCCUGUUGGUUACUGGAUGAAUCUCAGCCCUUUCACUUUAACGCUUUUGUCCAUUCUUGGGAACAUGGUCCCUGUGCCGUUCAUCAUACUCUACCUUAAAAAGUUUGCAUCAUUCCUUGCUGCGAGGAGCUCUACCGCUUCACGAUUCCUUGACAUGCUGUUUGAGAAUGCCAAAGAGAAAGCCGGUCCAGUCCAGGAGUUUAAGUGGCUUGGUCUAAUGCUGUUUGUAGCAGUUCCUUUUCCUGGAACAGGAGCAUGGUCCGGGGCCAUUAUAGCAUCCAUCCUUGAUAUGCCAUUUUGGUCUGGUGUAUCUGCGAAUUUCUUCGGCGUUGUCUUUGCAGGGCUUCUGGUAAAUUUGCUAAUGAACCUUGGUCUGAAGUAUGCGAUUGUUACCGGUAUCAUCCUUUUCCUUGUUUCCACAUUCAUGUGGAGUGUCCUCAGAAAUCUCAGAAAAGGUUUGAGCCCUUCAAAUUGAAAUGAAAUAUUUUAUCUUCCUCUAUCAACACAGAGAGUUGGUGAGGUUUUGUUAUACACUCUUUUCCUCGAGUACUUUUAUGAAUGUAUAUUUGCAUAACAGAGCCUACUAGUUCAAUAAUUUUCAAAAUCAAUAUUAAACAGUGCUAUCUGCAACCAACCUUUCUCCUGAUGUCUUUAAUGUCUUGGUUUAGGUAAGAUUACCGGAUGUAUCCUUUAUUUGUGGAGGGAAAAUUGAUUGAGUUUAAAAUUGACUUCAUAAAUUUUUAAAUUUUCUUUGUUAUAAUCAAUGAUAUGCUAACACAAAAGAGUUUUGACUUUUGACCUCUUGGGUGGUUGUUGUGGUAGUCAGAACUCCUUGAUUGGUUUAUGCUAUCUAAGAUGCCUUUGAUAAAUAUCCUUUGAUCUAAUUUUCAUGUCAGUGAUUGUCCCAUGAACUCAAAUUUCUGAAUACCAAUUCUCUAUCUAUUUAUCCUAUAUGAUAUGUAUGUGGUGUUAAUGAACAAGAACCUCCACUUUAUUUUCGCUUUUUUGGUUCCAGUAUUUCAAAAUCUCAAGUAAUUGAACCCCUGACUCUGACCAUGUUAAACUUCAUUGCAC